This is a messenger RNA of Hyalella azteca, 486 nucleotides long. Its product is annotated as peptide methionine sulfoxide reductase MsrB-like. The transcript is spliced from 3 exons. Gene Ontology annotation, biological process: response to oxidative stress; protein repair. The coding region runs from base 1 to 486 and encodes 161 amino acids. The record is from RefSeq and is a predicted model, not a curated record. Gene Ontology annotation, cellular component: cytoplasm. Gene Ontology annotation, molecular function: peptide-methionine (R)-S-oxide reductase activity. NCBI's taxonomy places the organism in Eukaryota, Metazoa, Arthropoda, Malacostraca, Amphipoda, Hyalellidae.
AUGUGCAGACCGUAUUCUAAUGCGUACUACAAGCACUGGGAGCGCGGUGUAUACGCUUGCGUGGUCUGUGGCCAAGAACUCUUCCAAUCUCAGACCAAGUACGACUCCGGCUCGGGCUGGCCGGCCUUCUACGACAUCAUCAGUUGGGACAGAGUGACGCUCAAGCAGGACUUGUCCCAUGGUGAGUGGUGGUCUUAUGCUAGUGUCUCAUUAGACCCGGCCUUUGGUGCGACGGUGUCUCACAUGACCCGUCCCUUGGUGUGCCGGUUCUGCGUCAAUUCGGCGUCGCUGAGCUUCAGUUCCACCGAAGAGGAAGUCAGUCGAGGCGGCGCUAAUGAACUUGAUCAGCAGCCGCGUUAUGACGACACGCUGGCCCCCUUGGUGCACAUGGCGUCGCCCAGCAACUCGUGCUCGCUAGGAGCGCGAUUGUGCUUCAGAGUUCCUGCAAACAUCGACGGGUGCGACAGCCCCGCGUCGCGCACCUGA